Messenger RNA from Apis cerana (Asiatic honeybee), 2085 nucleotides. Its product is annotated as protein PFC0760c. Gene Ontology annotation, biological process: microtubule cytoskeleton organization. Lineage: Eukaryota; Metazoa; Arthropoda; Insecta; Hymenoptera; Apidae. The record is from RefSeq and is a predicted model, not a curated record. Gene Ontology annotation, cellular component: axoneme; ciliary basal body.
UAAUCAUUUAAAAUUUUUGUAAUAUCUUUUAAAUUAAUACACUAAGUAUAAGAUAAGAAAAAUUCAUAGGCAAGCAAACUUGUUAUAAUUUUCAAGAAAUGACAAGAUGUAAUAAGAGUGAAGUUAAUCUUAAAAGCACUGUGUACAAUCAAAAUGGACAAAGUUAUUUUGAGCAAUUAACAGCGUACAAUUCUAUGAGCGCGCAUUUGCGACGCAUUUUACUAGCAAAAUGUGUUGUAGAUGCCAGAAACAAAACCUAUAUGCGUAAAAAAAAGCAAGCAUGUAAACAAAUUGGCUGGAAACCAAAAUGUGCAAAAACAGAUAUUACAAAUAAUAUAAUUGAUAAGUUGGCAUAUGAUACUUCAUAUCAUCCAGCGGAUUUUUUAAGAAUGAAUAAUGGUUCAAAAUAUUUUUGCCAGUGUCAAGCACAGAAAUAUUUUACUACUUGUUAUGAUUGUAAUGCAAUCUGUUCAAAACCAAAAUUACGUAAUCAUCUAGCUUAUAUUAAUUCUCCAAUAUAUAAAAUAAAUACUUCAGAGCCAUUUAUAUCAAAUAGCAAUAUAAGAAAACAAUGCACAGAAUCAAAUACUAAUUAUAGGAAAAUAUUUAAUCCUAUAAAUACGAAAGAUGCAUUAAAAUUUCAUGAUGAUAGAUAUGAAGAAAAUUCAAUAUUAUGUGAAUCUUGUGGUUUUUUAUCACAAAACAUCAAUGAUGAUCUUUCAUCAGAAAUUAGCACAAGAAGUGAUGAAAAUCCUGAUCAAUUUUAUGAUAAUUUAAUAGAUAAUCCAAAAAUCAAUGAAAAAGAUGAAGAAGAAACAUACGCUAAACUUAUGUAUGAAAUUACACACGAAAUAAUAGUAAAUGGUCUAUAUACUGAUGAUGAAUUAAAUAAGAUAUUCAAGAAAUACAUCGAAAAAAACAAAAAAAUUUUAGAUAUGAAUCGAAUGUUGUACGAAAUUUAUCAAUUGAAACUUGCUUUGAAUAUAUCGGAUAAUUCAGAAGAAGAAGAUAUAAAUAAUGUUGCAUAUGCUCAGCAAUUAUUAAAUAUUAGCAAAGUUCGACCACCAACACCACCGAAAGUUUUAAAUGAAGAUAGAGUAACUGAAAAAUUAAUGUGGUAUCAAAAAUUGGAUAAAGUCAAAAAUAAUUCAAUAGGCAAAAAAUCAGUUUUAUUAGUUGAUGCUAAUCCUGAAUUACGUGUAACUGAAAGAGAUGUCUUAACAUCAUUAAUAGAAGCUGAUAUCGAUCCUGAACAAGCUCGAAAAAUUUAUAAAAAACUUUCCUUCAAAAGCAAAGAUAAUUUAUUGAUUGAUACGAAAACCAUACAAGAUUUGAAUGAACAUGAAAUAGAAAAAAGCAAUCAAUUUAAUUCCAAUUUAAUAGAAUCAUAUAAGUUCGGAACGAAAAUCGAAAAAGAUGAAAAUCAAUUCAAAAAUGAAAAUUCAAAUAAUAAAUAUAGAAUAGAAGAAAACGAACAAUUUAAUACCAACUUCACAGAAUAUGAGAUCAAAACGAAAAUUGAAAAAGAUGAAAAUCAAUUCAAAAAUGAAAAUUCAAACAAUGAAUGUAGAAUAGAAGAAAAUAAUUUUAAUUCUAAUUUAACAGGGCAUGAGGUAUGCAAAAUAAAUGAACACAAAAGAUUUCUGAUGAUCUGAUGAUCUUGUAAAAUAUGAUAUUCCAUUUUGAAUAUAAAUAUUUUUUAGAUUGAAACGAAAAUUAAAAAAGAUGAAAAUCAAUUUAAAGAUAAAAAUUUAAAGAAAAAAUAUAGAGUGAAAGAAGACGAACAACUUAAUUUCAAUUUAAAAGAAUCACACGAUGUACAAAUAAAUGAACAAGAAAAAGCUUCUAUGACUGAUGAUCUUAUAAUAUUAAAGAAUAAAAAAGUACAAAUAUAAAAGAAUAGAUAUAUAAUGCUGAACUAAGGAAAUAAGUAACAAUUUCUAAAAUAUAUUUAUAUAAAUUUAAAUAAUCAUGUUGGUUUUUCUAUAAAGAUAUUAUAUUUUGACAAAAAAAUUUAAAUAUAGUUAUUUUUUCUUUUAUUAUUAAAAAUAAGUAUUACAUAAAUAUUUUCACUUGAUUCUUUUA